Molecule: messenger RNA, 6438 nt
Organism: Nasonia vitripennis (jewel wasp)
Lineage: Eukaryota; Metazoa; Arthropoda; Insecta; Hymenoptera; Pteromalidae
Product: E3 ubiquitin-protein ligase RNF168
Exons: 6
Coding region: 271-3042 (923 amino acids)
Biological process (GO): double-strand break repair
Cellular component (GO): nucleus; site of double-strand break
Molecular function (GO): nucleosome binding; ubiquitin-protein transferase activity
Source: RefSeq, a predicted model, not a curated record
CAGUCGGAUCUCCCUUUCGGACACCCGAAAUAUCCAUCAGCUGCAUAUGGGCGCGAGAUUAAAGAAUAUAAUGCCGUGCCGCCGCCGAGAGAAAAUGUAGUAAACUCGGUAGUACUCGCGUGCCUCCUACGCAAGCGAGUCGGCGAAGAGGGGCGGCGUACCUAACCUACAAAACUCGCUCCCAUUGGCGCGAGUGAGACAGAGCUAUAUGGUUCGAGACUCGCGUACGUAGUAAACGCGUAGCGUGAGACACGACAGAGAAAGAGAUACAUGUACAUAGGUAUACAGCGCGUGUUGUCCGAGAGACGAGACGUAUGUAUUAAUGUAUGUAUCAGAGCGGCGGAUCGCGAGCUGGCCGCGGCGACGAGAGCGCGAGAGAAGAUGGCGACGUAUUUGAAAAGGCCGUCGAAGCUGUUCGAGCGGCUGGCCGCGGUAUCGUCGAAAAGCAGUAGCAGUAGCGGUAGCAGUAGCGAAGAGCCGCAGCGGCAGCAGCCCCAGCUUCGCGAGCUGAUCUGCCCGGUGUGUCGCUCGCUGUUGCGCGAGCCGGUCACCCUUCCCUGCGCCCAUAACCUCUGUCUGAGCUGCCUCCGCGGCACCGUCGAGCACAGCAGUCUCAGCUGCCCGCUCUGCAGACAGAGGGUCGGCUCUUGGCUCCGCACUGCCACCAACCGACAGGACAGCCUCGUCAACGACGAGCUCUGGCAGCUCAUCAGGCGCACCUUCCCCGAGGAGCUCGGGCUCGCGCACGACGCGCCGGACCUCGACUUGGCCGCUGACUACCCAGCGAAGAAGCAGAUCAGCGCACCCGGAGAGAUAAGGAGGGAAUAUGAAGUUCAACUACAAAUGGUCGAAGAGGAAAUGAGGCGACAGAGGGAAAAGGACAGAUUGGCCAGCGAGGCUAUUAUAAGGAAAAUCCAGCAAGAGGAGGAGCAGCAAAAAUUGGUGCAACUAGCUCAGGACCAGUUAUUGGCCAAAACAUUAGCCAAGAGAGAGGUCAUUGACAAGAUCAAUGACAAACCUCAGCGCUCUGCUAAAUCCACCACCGUUGUUAACUCAGACAGGUCUAAUGUCAAUGUCAACACAAAUGCUAACCAAUCAAAGCCAGCGAGCAAUCAGAAGAUGUCAGUUAAGUCGAAGGAGCAAAAUGAUUCGAGAAAACUAAACGCAGCUCUGAUAUCUAAAAUAAGGAAGCACUCGUCUACUGUCAAGUCCAGUGCGGCAAAUGCUCAGAAGGAUUCUACAGAGACUUUCAGUUCACAGAAACCAGUGCCAAUACACAAUGCCGUUACCAGAGUUGUAACACAUCAGAGUAGAGGAAGCCAGCCUAACAAUACAAUUUUUCAAGCACUGGGAGAAAUUGUUGCAACAACUUCAAAGAUCUUCGGACUACAGAGCAAAGAGGAACUUCAUGUGCCCAGCGAUGUUCUUAGUAGUAACAAAAAGAAAUUAGGUGUUGAGGUCUGUGUGACAACAGUAGAGGGGGAAGAAAGGAUUGGAAGUGCUGAAAGUGCAGGAAGUCAUGAUAGCAUAAAUCAAGAAAUUCAUCACUUUAAACCAAUCAAAGCUCUGCCAAGAACUCCUCUACGAACAACAUCAGAUGGGCGGCAAGUCGAUCCAAAACUGAUAAGGGUAGUGCCUAAGCUGAAAAGAAUUUCUAAUGCCGUGCCAAAACCACCGACGCCGACGCAUCUAAAAAAAGCGUUCAGCUGCUCUUGGAGUGCUUUUAAAAAAAUAACGAAGCAGCAACAAACAUCACAGAAGAAUUCAUUAAACGUCCAGCAGCAGCAAGAGACCAAAAAGACUGAAAGGAAAGGAGACCACUCGCGGGUUGCCUCAAAAUCUAGAAAAUCCUUGCAGGAUCUUGACGAGCGCAAUUCCGAGGUAGACUUUGAUAGCAACAAAAACUACACGAAGAACGUCGGCAAGAUUAUCAACGGCACAAAGGUCAGUAAGAAGCUAAACCUGGAUGAACAGCCAAACGAACGUACGACCAAACAGCAGUCAAGGCGAACGGGUAAAAAGAACGGCCAGCUGCGAAGCAACAAGCACAAAUCGAAAAAAGAACCGAUAGAGCUAGUGGAACUUGACGACGAGGAGGACGAGCAGCAAGAGCAGAAGUCGACGAAUCGGAUUCCAACACCCGAUCCUCUGGAGUUGGCACCCAAACAGCAAGAGCAGAGCAGACCUGACAGUCCAGUCUUCGAAAUGGCUAUUAUGGAGAACAUAGCUGAGAGGAUUAAGAGGAGAAAGACUACUAGGACAGCCAGCAAUACCGAGAAUGUACAAUGUGCAAUGAAUCUGGUCGCGCCCGCAAUAACUAAGGCCAAGAGCAAAAAGACUAGUACAAAGAUUCGCAAACAGACGAAAACAAAGAAACCAGCCACGACAGUCGUGAAACAGAAACCAAAAGUAGAAAAGGUCACGUCGGUAACGAGUCAAAUCAAAAGGUUGGCAGCUAGAUCGGCGAAGCGACCCAGGUAUACCGAAGACACUGAGAGCGAAGACGAAGACAGGAUCAUUGAUCAGCAAAGACAAUCUCAAGUCAGUGAGGAGCAGAGACAGCUGGAGGAGAAUGAAGUUGCAGAGCUCGACAAAUCAAACCUCGAUCGGUCACCGACGCCUCCUGCAUUACCUUCGCCGCCCAAAAAAUCUCGCAAAUCCGCCAAAACUACCACUAAAAGCAGGGGUAAGAGUAAGAGCAAAAGCAAGAGCAAAAAGCAGAGCAAAGCUGCAGAACCGGUACUGCCUGCGCCAUCACCGGCACCCGCUGAGAGUUCGCUCAAUGUCAGCGAGGAAAUCGAUGAUGAUGCAGCAUUGCAGGAACAGGCACGGUUGGAGCGUCUUGCUGCUCAGGAGCGCGAGGACCGCGAACUUGCACUUAAAUUACAGGCAGAGUUCGCGGCAUUGGAGCGCGUUGCAGGUAGAACGAGACGCGGUGCUGCUCGAGCCCCCAGUCCGUUGAUCGAGACCAACAGUGAAGAGCAAAAGUCCAAAAAGGAUAGCAACGAGAAGAGGCCGCGAAAACGCGCUGUCUUCAAGUAGGACCAGCUAAUGGCUCGUAAGAUUCUCAUUAGAAUCAGCAUGGGACGCGCCGGACGGCUUCGCUCGUUUCUGAUUAAGUGAGAAGGCCUUGCGUGUCAUCUCCCGAGGAAAGGGUGCUCCUGAUGUUCUUUUUCUUUGGAGAAAUGAUUGUGAACCUUAGUAAUAGGCAGGACGAACAUUUUGAGGUAAUUUAUAAAGAUCGUUGGGGGUUUGAAGAGGAUCAAUUGAUAGUUGGAUUUAUAUAAUUGUACAGAUAUUUCUAUAAGGUUUUUUUCAGAAUUGAUUAUGCACGUCAAUCGAUCCUCUGAUUGAAGAGCUCGAAAAACGAAGGCAUAGCUACAACGAGGUCACUAUUGAAAAAAAGAGGGCAUAACUUUGAUUCUUUUGGUAUGAAAUGAUAACUUUUAAUAACCUCGAUUAAUUAAUUAACAGCUAGUGCUUGAGAUAAUUGAUUUUUUCCUUUGGUGCCAUAAAGACACUGAAAAAAUUGUAAAUUAAUGUGAAACUCGGAAAUUCACAAACAAAGCGUUGUUCGUUAGUGCAGCUCGUUCAGAUAACUCUCAAAGAUGAGAAUUAGUAAGAAAAAUGGUGCAUAGUUAAAAAAAAAGAGUAUUGCUGAAAAAACUUAUUCCAUUUGAACUUUAAUGUAUAAAAGUGGAUUCUUGUUUGCUAAAACUGAUGAAAAAACUAUAUAUUUCAUGAUUUAUGUCUUAUUCUGAGUAAUUUUAAAUGUUGGACCAUAAAUGAAAAAUUCAAUCUAACUUCGUUUUUCACAUACAAGUGAUGUUAUCCUGCAGAAUUGUUCCUAGUUCUCGUCUCUUCGAUCUAAGAGACACUUGCGUAAACCAGAACUAACGUUUCUUUGUUUAUUAUUUACCUAUUAGCAGAAAAUCGUCCUAUUCUCGCCUGACGUUUAAGGUGCGUUUAUUAUAUUAUACAUUACCCCUCGCGUGUAUCGUUGCAGCAAAGCAGAACAUAAAUGAGUCAAUAAAGCCAAUGUGGUGCGAUAUGCAUGUAAAAAAUUCUACUCGAUAUUACGCUGUCACGCUACGAGAAUGGCCAUUUUUAAAUUGAUUCGUAAUUUUUAGUCUGUUUAUUUUUCUUAUCUUAUUUAUUUGACUCGUCAAUAUCAUCUGAGUUCAUUAGGCAAAAAUGAAUAAAGUUUCGAAAUAAAAGUGUUGUUUUUAAAUAAUAAAAUUGAAGUGUGUAUAAGUUGUGUCGAUUUAAAAAUCUUAUUCUCAUAUAUCAUCUUGCAGAUCAUUUAAUCAGUGCUAGCUUCAACAUUUAGCAAAAAAUGUUAUAAAAUGAAUAUUUUCAUAGAUUGCUUAUAGAUGGAUGUCUUUAAUUUUUAGAUUCUUAUCAUCAAUGUUAAUUUGUUUUAACAUUUAUAACCCUGUACUUUUUUAAAGCUUGAAAUGAACGAUUAAAAGUUACUUCUUUAAGGAUGGCCAUUUUACGGUAUCAUUCUGCAAUUAGGUACUUGCAGUAUUCCUUCCGCUUCAUAUUUACUUUAUAUUACAGCACCGAAAAUAUUGUCUCAUAGCUUGCAAACGAAUGACUUCACUUGUGUAUAACUUUGUUAUAAUUCUUUCAUUUUAUGUUGUCAUUCUAUCUAAAAUGCCAAUAGGUCGAUGUACUUUUCAUCGAUCCAUUUAUGUAGCAAAAACAAAAAAAAAACAAAAAAAAUAAUAAUGGCUCCAGCGUAAAUGUCGGGGCUUGGUGUAUAAUUUUUCUUUUCCUGUUAUGGGAUGGAAAAAGUGAAUUUUUGUCCCGAUUUCGCUUAGUGUACAGAGACGACUGCAUAAAAAAGUGCGACUCUUGGAACUUCGUCGAACGCAGCUUAAAUCAUGUAUGUAGAAGCGAACGAUAAAUUUCCAACAGUUGACAGAUAAAUUUAUUUUAUUAUUUUUGUACUUCGAGUGUCGCUAUAUAUGGUAUAGAUAGACAUUUAAUCACGUGUAAAAAUAUCAAUUAGGGUGAAGAUGCUGCGGCUAUAAUUUAAUUUGUACUAUAUAUUACUCAUUCGUUUUACUGGAACAAAGCAGAGAAUGUGAAAAGUAUGAGUGGAUUUGUGCUAAAAUUAAUGAUGGUCAUCUGUGCAAGAAAGAAGGAUUGAACAAGCGUAUUGAAAUCUAUAAGUGAACUUUAAAAAGUCAUAUAAGCAGUACAAUGUAUUUUUUAUAUUCUAUAGUUUUUUAUCCAUGUUUUAUUAUAAGUGAAAUUACGGAAAUCCUUCUGUUUUAGAAAAAAGUUGUAUAAAAGUAAAUAUUUUUAAUCGAUCAAUUUAUAAAUGGCAAAUUUAUAAGCAGUACUGUAUUAUACAGCCUAUACAUUUUAAAAGUUUAGUACUGAUCAUAAUAAAUCAUACAUAUUAUAUAUUUACGUGUAUCUUUUGGUAUACCUUUGAUUACAAUUGAAAAGUUUUGGCUGUUGCAACCGAAAACAAGAGUUUAAAUAACGAAAUCACUUCAACUUAUGAUAAUUUAGGUAUGCAAUCCACUGUAAAAGAACAUAAACGUGAUUUAUUAAUGCACCCGUACUAAAGGAUAAACUGUAAAAAAUAUAUGUUUUGAAGAGUGAGAGAUGCGGGAAUUGAUCAUGAAAAUGAAAACUGUAUAGUAUCAUAACACUACGAAAAACCCGCUCAAAAACUAUUGUCAAAUAUUGUAUGCAAUGCCCUAAAUUAAGAAAAGUAACGUAAAAUUAGAUAUAAAUAAGAAAUAAAAUGAUCUAUUCGAUGGAUCAGUAUAAUAUAUUUAUUGUAUAAGCGUGUUAUGAAUACCUUCACUAUCUUUGCUAAGUAAACGUACGAUUUUUAUAUAAACGACACGUUUAAUUUAUAAAUAAAAGGCUAUGGAAGUCUUAUUUCUUCCAUUAAUGAUAAAAAUUAUAUAUAUAGAGAGAGUAUAAAGUAUAUCAAUGGAGAAAUAAUAACGUCGUAUAUGUUAUGAUUUCUGCACAUCGUGUUAUUUCUUUUUUUUUCAUUAUUUUAUUAUUAUUAUUUUUUUUUAAGGGACUACCUAUUUUUCUUAAGGGAGUUGUAUCAACGUUCUUUUGAGAAAGAAAAGCAGUUAUUAUAUAGAAGAAAGACGUUCUCGUUAAGAAAUGAUAUCCCACAAAAGUUAAGUUGUACAUAAAUGAAUUUUUGUAUAAGACGAAUUUAUCUCGCCAUGUAGAAAUUGAAAGAGAAAAAAAAACAAAAAAAAAAGGAAAAAUUUGAGAUUCAUGUCCGGUUACGCUCAACAUUGACGUAGGAAAAUUUAAUUUUAUAUGUAUAUUAUAUAUAAAGAAUAUCACGAAGUACUAGAUUUGUCUUCGGCAAUAGAAAGCGAUGAAAAAUAUUCCAAAAGUUGUUACAGACAGAAGGAAAAGAAAUCAAUAAAUUUAUUAACUACA